AUGGCUUCAUCUCUCGGAGACUUUUCACAAGUCAGGAAAGAGCUGGUUCACAUGGAGAAAGAAGAAAAGGAAGAAGUAGAAGAACAAGAAGAAGAUCUUUUUGAGAUAGACCUAGAGGUGGUGAACAACUUAUCCCCACCUCAUUACUGGGACAGCAAUUCCACUGCAACCAAUCAUGCUCUUCUGGCCAACUGCUUGUUGCCCAUAUCUGACAUCUCCGGCGCGGUCCCCAUGGUGUCCAAAUCCAGGACUUGUGAGGCUUUGCCGCCGCCAUCAGGGGUUGUUUUUGCGGAGCCAGUUAAAGGAAAGUUUUUGGGCUACCCUUCCAUGGAUCCCUUAAGUCUGAUUUUAAGCUAG
Messenger RNA from Thlaspi arvense, 357 nucleotides. NCBI's taxonomy places the organism in Eukaryota, Viridiplantae, Streptophyta, Magnoliopsida, Brassicales, Brassicaceae. The record is from the annotation of a GenBank genome assembly.